Molecule: messenger RNA, 1611 nt
Organism: Perkinsus marinus ATCC 50983
Lineage: Eukaryota; Perkinsozoa; Perkinsida; Perkinsidae
Exons: 11
Coding region: 1-1611 (536 amino acids)
Source: RefSeq, a predicted model, not a curated record
AUGGUAGCAGCCGAUUACACGUUUGUGACUUUCUUGAAGACCCUAGCUGAUCAUGAUGUAGCCACAAGAAUGAAUUAUGGUUACAACGCUGGUUGUCUGGUGUUGCUUAUAUGGCUCGUUGGUUAUGGUGGAAUACUCCCGGCAUUUGAGUUCACACGACGAGUAUUAUGGACGUUGAUGGGCCAGCAGAUGUGGGUGUUGUGCUCAGCAGGAAGCAAGUAUUUGAAGGAAAAAGUGGACGAGCAUGGUGCUCUUUGGAAGAUAGGCUUGUACUGGUCGAAGUUUCAACGUAUUGUCACUGCGAAUUCCCGGACGGUCGGAUUCGUUUACAAAGUUGGCGUCAUCGCUUUGGCCGUGGUGCUGCUGUUGUACUAUGCUUACUCAGUUUUGAUGCGGCUCUUCGCAUUUGCAGUAUGGCCGUGGUACAUCGUGGAGACUGGCAAAACAGUUUCCAAGAAGGCUCACUGGGAUUAUCGGCCUUGCUUGGCGUUCGCUCUGCUGUUCCUCUCGACUGAGCUUUUACUGGCCCCACGACUGAUCUUCCCUUUCUCAACCAUGUUCAACAUGGCUCACAUGCCCAUUGUUUUUGGUUUGAAAUACUUCGGAGAAUUCGUACUCGACUCGGCUGGAGAAGCUAUCGUAUUUUUAUAUGCGAAACUCAUCCCAAACGUUUCUGCUAAAUCCAAGGAGAGCGCGAUUUUGAAGGUUAGCAAGCGUUUUGGAGGGGUGGAGAGCGCCAAGGCCACGGACGAUGUGCAGAAAAGAGUUAUGGCGUUGAACACGGAAAGCUCGAAUGAGGUCGUGUCGGAUCGAGAAACGGAGACCACUGUUCGAGUGGCUCGUGAAGGGGAGACUCACCCAGAGGAAGGAAAAGAGGAUGCACCUGCUGAGGAAAUGCAUGAAACCAAGAAUCUGGAGAAGAGCAAUGAUGAGGAGAAGAGCAAUGAUGAGGUUACCAGCAUCUCCAAGAGAGGUCCGCGAAGAUCGUCUAGGCUGUCUUCUGUGAGGCAGCGAGCCUCUGCUGCAUUGGCCAUGCAGACGUUCUCCAGAGCUAAGGUGGUCGAGAGAAGUGAUCCUUCGGUAGAGGAUCGGCUUGAUCGUCUGGAACGGCAGAUGGCCGAUGUGGUCAGUCAGAUGUCGGAGUUGACUAAGACAACGUCGAAAAUUACUGGUCUUACUCGGAAGGUGAGCGCCUUCACCAAUCAAUGCUUCGCUCAAUACGUAGAUGGCUUACUGUCACUUGGCCGUACUGAGGAUUAUUAUCGCGUGGAAUGGAGCGCGAGUGAAUCACAGAGGACCUCAACUUUUUGCAAAUAUGACAGCGGAGAUGCGAUGUUCGAGUUUGUGGAGGGAUCACGCAGAGAACAGGUCGCAGGACCGUACAAGGAGUUGCUACCCCGAUUCGCGAGCGUCAAUGCUUUCGCUUACGUGACCUCCACCAUAGAUAUAAGUUUGAAAAAGCACAUGACUCUCGAGUCUUGCUCCAAGUUAUUCGAUUCCAUCGAACAAAAUCCUCCCCCGGGUCACCAACCUGGGGGAGCCUGGAUUGGCAGUUUCAUCGCCGGUCAGAUGAAUGAAGCAAUGGAUCUCGCAAGGAAAUACAAACAAUAG